GCACCUUUCAGUUGUUUGCCAACCGCCAAUAUAUAUGUAGAAGAAGAAGAAGACGACGACCGUCUUCUGCUUCCUGUCGGCGGUCUGUCCCUGCGGAGUUGCUCACACAUUCCCAAAUAUGGCUGGGAGACGAGCUGCACUGAAGGCCAUUGACUGGGCGGCUUUCGCAGAGAGGGUGCCGCCCAACCAGAGGACCAUGUUCAACAACCUGAAGACACGAAGUGAUGCCAUUGCUGCCAAACUCACCUCUCUACCCGAGAAACCUCCUGCUAUUGACUGGAGCUACUACAGAUCUGUUGUGGCUAAAGCAGGCAUGGUGGAUGAGUUUGAAAAGAAAUUCAGUGCCCUGAAGGUUCCGGAGCCUGUAGACACUCAGACAACAAUUAUAAAUGCUCAGGAGGAGGAAGCGGUGAGUGCCUCUGUUUGAAGAUGGUGGAUGUAAGAAUGUCUGGAAAAAUUCAAGAACAUGAUCCCAUUUGACCAGAUGACGAUUGAAGACCUGAAUGACACAUUCCCAGAAACAAAGCUGGACAAAGAAAAGCAUCCUUAUUGGCCACACAAGCCCAUUGCUGAUCUGUAAAUUUACCACACUAUUUAUAUUCCGUAUGCUGAGGAAAGAUCUGUCUGUAAGUCUGUACAUCAACUUCUCAUGAAAUGAAAGCAUCGUGUGUUUUAUUUCUUUGUAAUUUGGCGUAAUUAAAUCCUAAAAUCGUG
Molecule: messenger RNA, 714 nt
Organism: Neolamprologus brichardi
Lineage: Eukaryota; Metazoa; Chordata; Actinopteri; Cichliformes; Cichlidae
Source: RefSeq, a predicted model, not a curated record